UUCUAUUGUCAUGACUGGUACACAUCACUCACCUUGGUUCAGAUCCUCCCGAUUAAUUCCAAAUAGACGGCAAUUAUUAACCGUGACUGGAUUAUUCCAUUAUAUUUUGCCUGAGUUAUUUAAAGUAAUUGCCAGUGAUUGUGUGUAUUGGAAAUAAAUAAUAAAGUGUAACCCCUAAUGUCCUUGGGAGGUUUUUUAAUACAUCAGACAGGAGAUGCUCUGGGGAAGCAGAGUUAUCCUGCUACUGUGAAAUAGCAUGCUAACUGGACACAUUUUUUGUGGUAGUUUUGUUUAGGAGGAUCUAUAAACAUCCGGAGACUGUGAAUAUACUUAUGACACUCUGAAGUUAAACAUUUCUUGUUUACACGAGUAUCUCUGUAAUGUGAUGUAAACACAGAAAAUUCCAGGGAUUGCUGAAUCAGAUAUAGAUGUGUUGUGAAUUAUUUGUUAUUAUGCACCUUCCUUAGUGUGUUAGCUAGCUCAUGUAACAGUCCCUCCACAGUUUGGAGAGGGAUUAUACUAACUGUCCUAGUUUUCCAAUGAAGAGGGCAAGUGUUUGGUGAAUCAGAAUCAUUUAUGCUGCAUUGUUUGUACUAUUCUUGUGCUUCAUUUGUGCAGCAUUUCUGAGUGUAUAAGGAAGAGAAUUGUUUAAAAUUCCUCCUUUGAAAUGUUCUGUUAGGCUGUUAGUAUUCUCCCAAGGAAGUACAUGCAUAGACUGAUAAUUUCAAUAUGUUUUGUGAUUGAAAUACUGCCUUGUGCUCAAGUAAUGUCAAUAUUCAAAGGUCAAAGGGCAAAAUGAAAUAGGAGGGUUACACCUUGUCGAAAUCAAGGCACAGGACAGUUGAUUGUUGAGAAGGUAUAGGACCUGCAUCCUUCAGGUUGGGACUUGGAUAUCCGACAUCAAAUGAGGAAAAUUCUAGAUAAAAAUACUUAGUGAUCCAGUGUGUUGGACACUGUUUACUUAAGUACAGAAUCUAUAUGUACUGAUAGAUACAUUUAUCAUUAGUGGGCAAAUAUUAAACAGCAAAGGUGAUAAUUGAGGCAUUCAUUCUAAGUUUUUCUAAGAAGGGAAAGGCAAAUCUGUGCAAUGUCUAAGAAAAUGAUUGGGAAGAACCUCUCAGAGGUCAGUUUAAAUGAUAGUCUCCCUGAGAAACUGAAAUCCAUGGGGGUGGAGGAGGCAUUCCGAGCCCGGUCUGCUCGGAAGCGACAUAGCAUCCAGCUGGAUAGACGGAUCAGCAUCCAACUCCAGGAACGAAGAUCCAGUAACGCUAGCUCGACCAGUGAGACUGCUGACUCUGUAUCUUCAUACACUGGGAGUUCUUCAGAUGAGGAUGAAAUUAACCCCAGAGAUAAGAAUCAGAAAAACACCAAAGGCAGCUCAGAUUUCUGUGUGAAGAAUAUUGACAAUGCCGCAUUUGGAAGAAGGGAAAUUGAAAUUGCUGAGCAAGAGAUGCCCGGACUGAUAGCCCUUAGAAAAAGAGCGGAGAAUGACAAACCACUCAGCGGGGCCAAAAUUAUUGGUUGUACCCACAUCACAGCACAAACUGCAGUGCUUGUGGAGACUUUAGCAGCUCUUGGUGCCUCAGUGAGGUGGGCAGCCUGCAAUAUCUACUCUACACAGAAUGAAGUGGCAGCUGCCUUAGCAGAGGCGGGAUUCCCAAUCUAUGCCUGGAAAGGCGAGACAGAGGAGGAUUUCUGGUGGUGUAUAGACAAAUGUAUCAACUCCGAGGGCUGGCAACCAAACAUGAUCCUUGAUGAUGGGGGUGACGCCACCCAUCUGAUGUUGAAGCGUUACCCUGCCAUGUUUAACAUGAUCAAGGGAAUUGUGGAGGAGAGUGUGACGGGUGUACAUCGUCUUUAUCAGCUCUCAAAGUCUGGAAAACUCACCGUCCCUGCCAUGAAUGUCAACGACUCAGUCACUAAGACAAAGUUUGAUAACCUUUACAGUUGUAGGGAAUCUAUCCUGGAUGCGUUAAAACGCACAACUGAUGUGAUGUUUGGAGGAAAACAAAUCAUCAUCUGUGGUUAUGGAGAGGUUGGAAAAGGUUGUGCAUCAGCUCUCAAAGGACUUGGUUGUAAUGUAAUGGUAUCUGAGAUUGACCCGAUUUGUGCCCUACAGGCUUGUAUGGAUGGUUUCCGAGUGACCAGACUUGAGGAAGUGGUCAAGAACAUUGAUAUCCUGAUCACCUGUACAGGAAAUAAGAAUGUAGUAACUAGGAACCAUAUGGACAAAAUGAAGACUGGUUGUAUAGUGUGUAAUAUGGGUCAUUCCAAUACAGAAAUUGAUGUGGGUUCUCUGCGGACUCCUGACCUUACCUGGGAGAAGGUGAGGUCUCAGGUAGACCACAUCAUCUGGCCCGACGGAAAGAGGAUCAUUCUGCUAGCAGAGGGUCGCCUUGUCAACCUGAGCUGUUCUAGUGUUCCCUCUUUCGUGGUGUCCAUUACGUCUGCGACUCAGGCCCUAGCCCUGAUAGAACUAUACAAUGCUCCACAGGGACGUUACAAACAAGACGUCUAUCUUCUGCCCAAGAAAAUGGAUGAAUAUGUAGCAAGUUUACAUCUGCCCACAUUUGAUGCCCACUUAACUGAACUAUCAGAUGAACAAGCAAAAUACUUAGGUCUGAAUAAGACUGGUCCAUUCAAGCCAAAUUAUUACAGAUAUUAAUGCAGCCAUAUCCUUUAUAUGAAGAUUGAACAUCUCACUAUGGUUUUUAAGUCAUUCAGUGCCCUCUGUUGUGUGAAAUUAUACAAGUCUUGAUGACUUAGAGCUUUCCAUUGUUUUAGGUGUGUUUAAGGUGUGCUCGAUUUGUUAACUUGGACACCCCUAGAAUGUUAUUUGAAUUAUUCUAAGGUAUUUGAAGCACUCUAUAUUGUGAUAUUGAGAUAUUUUUUCUGUGAUGAAAUGGUUUUGUUAAUGAUUGCCGAAAGUUUGUCAAAAUCAAAUGGCAAAUUUUUGUUCAUUUUUUUAUGUGGGCUAUUAUCUCCCUUUCUUUUCAUUUCAAGAACUAAAUCUGGUAUUUAAAUACAAUGUAUUAAAACAAUGGAUAAAAAUAUGUGUAAUUCUUGCUGGAUUUUUUUUCUUUGUUCAUAUGUUUGAUAGCAAAUGUUUAGUGCCAAAUUGUAAAUGCAAUUGCUGAAAAUAAUUGUUAAUCAUGUUUUAUUAACUGAGAACAAAUUUUAAGAGUUAAAUGAAUUAAAUACUGUAUACAUGAAUUUGUAGAAACAAUGAAAUACUGAUGAUAGUCAUGUGUUUUUCAGUAGAUCUUUAACACUUAGAUUUUUUGGAAUAUCAUUAUUGUUAAGUUGCCCAGCAAUAAAAUAAAAAUGGCAACAUUACAGUGCAAGAGAAUGGAUCAGUGAUGAUCAGUGUGUGUGUAUGUCUGUUUGUGUCCUAUGUUAGCAUGUUAACCAGAAGACAUUGGUAUAAAGGACUUAUAUAAUUUUUAGGUGUGGAUCCAAAGGUUGAAAGUUUAUGGAGACGGGAUAUUGAAUGUGUAAAGUUUAUUAUGGUAAAGGAAUAUUUUGAUGAAAAAAGACCUGAAUUAAGGCUUGGAUAACAUAACAUCCAUGGUUUUACUUUGGAUCCGCUCCUGUAGAUACUGGUAAUCAGUGAUGUUUUUAUGUAUCAAGAUGUUUGAGAUUCAGUUUAUAUGACAGUUUAGUUUGAAACUCAUAUUUUAUCAUAAAAAUCUUUCAUAAUACAUUCCUUUUUGAGAAGAAUAAGUCGAGGGUUGUUUAUAGUUUUUUUUUUUUUAGUUUGAUUGCCAACAUAGUCUGCAUUACACUCAGGAGUAAAACUUUUUUCUUCCCAUUAAAUUAAUAAAGUCUGUAUUCCUUAAAAUCUCAGGGGACAUGCAUCUUGUUCUGAAUUUCUGUAUGUAGCCAAACAUGAUAUAAUUUUUUUCUUUAUUUGUUAUGAGGUACAUGUAUAAGGAAAAUUUAGAUGCAGACUAUUUGAAAUUGUCACGAGGUAUUUCUGAAUAGGGUUUUAUAUAUGCAUUAUCAAAUUAAAAAAAAAAAAUUAAGUUAAAAAAAAAAGAUGAAUACAUGUAAUUGGAAAUAUACAUAUUUUCAUUGUUAGAACUUUUCAUGGUAUCUUUUUUUUUAAUAUUGAAAGUGAAAUUGAGAAAUAUUGCAGUAUACAGGUUUGUAGAUUUUUUUAGCUCAUUAUAUCAAAGAAUCGAAAACGUGGCAUCUCAUUCAUAGGAAUUUCCAUUUUCACUGUACUACAUUCAUUGUCCUUAAACUUUGAAGCUAAAUAAAAAUUCUGUGCAUUAAACUAUGCUUUACUAGUCAAAAAUAUUUCUCAUUGUAAAAGAUUUGAUUUUUUUUUUUUUUUUUUUGGUAUAGACUAAUAAACUUAUUCAAACAUGA
Molecule: messenger RNA, 4374 nt
Organism: Saccostrea echinata
Lineage: Eukaryota; Metazoa; Mollusca; Bivalvia; Ostreida; Ostreidae
Product: adenosylhomocysteinase-like 1
Exons: 16
Coding region: 1088-2665 (525 amino acids)
Biological process (GO): L-methionine cycle
Cellular component (GO): cytosol
Source: RefSeq, a predicted model, not a curated record